UUUAUUUUGAAAAUCCGCCGACUCCUCCCCGACUCUUCCGUGUUUGCGUGUGUGUGCGUCGUGCGUGUUUCUUCGCGUCCUUUAGCUUCAGUUUGGAGACAAACAGUCAUGUCUUUGGAGGUGGAAUCCGCAGACGUGAUCCGUCUGAUCAUGCAGUACCUGAAGGAGAACAACCUGCAGAGGACUCUGGUCACCCUCCAGGAGGAGACCACCGUGUCCCUCAACACCGUGGACAGCAUCGAGAGCUUCGUGGCAGACAUAAACAGCGGACACUGGGACACCGUCCUGCAAGCCAUCCAGUCCCUCAAGCUGCCGGAUAAGACCCUGAUAGACCUCUACGAACAGGUGGUGCUGGAGCUGAUCGAGUUGAGAGAGUUGGGUGCAGCCCGUUCGCUCCUCAGGCAGACCGACCCCAUGAUCAUGUUGAAACAGACCCAACCGGAGAGAUACAUCCACCUGGAGAACCUGCUCGCUCGCUCCUACUUCGAUCCCAGAGAGGCUUAUCCAGACGGCAGCAGUAAGGAGAAGCGCCGAGCGGCCAUCGCCCAGGCCCUGGCAGGGGAGGUCAGCGUGGUGCCUCCCUCUCGUCUCAUGGCUCUGCUGGGACAGUCUCUGAAGUGGCAGCAGCAUCAGGGUCUCCUGCCUCCUGGUAUGACUAUCGACUUGUUCAGGGGUAAAGCUGCUGUUAAAGACGUAGAGGAGGAGCGCUUCCCCACCCAGCUCAGCAGACACAUCAAGUUUGGACAGAAAUCUCACGUGGAGUGUUCCCGGUUCUCCCCUGACGGUCAGUAUCUGGUCACUGGCUCUGUGGACGGCUUCAUCGAGGUCUGGAACUUCACCACCGGCAAAAUCAGAAAGGAUCUGAAGUACCAGGCUCAGGAUAACUUCAUGAUGAUGGACGACGCGGUGUUGUGUAUGUGCUUCAGUCGAGACACGGAGAUGUUGGCCACCGGAGCUCAGGACGGAAAGAUCAAGGUGUGGAAGAUCCAGAGCGGUCAGUGUCUGAGGAGGUUCGAACGCGCCCACAGUAAAGGAGUAACGUGCGUCAGUUUCUGUAAAGACAGCAGCCAGCUCCUCAGCGCCUCCUUCGACCAGACAAUCAGAAUCCACGGACUAAAGUCGGGUAAAACUCUGAAGGAGUUCCGCGGUCACUCUUCGUUCGUGAACGAGGCCACCUUCACUCCAGACGGCCACCACAUCAUCAGCGCCUCCUCAGACGGUACAGUCAAGGUGUGGAACAUGAAGACCACCGAGUGCUCCAACACCUUCAAGCCUCUGGGCACGUCGGCCGGCACCGACAUCACGGUCAACAACGUCAUCCUGCUGCCCAAGAACCCCGAGCACUUCGUAGUGUGUAACCGCUCCAACACGGUGGUCAUCAUGAACAUGCAGGGACAGAUCGUGAGGAGUUUCAGCUCCGGUAAAAGGGAAGGCGGUGACUUUGUGUGCUGCACUCUGUCACCCCGCGGCGAAUGGAUCUACUGCGUGGGCGAAGACUUUGUGCUGUACUGCUUCAGCACAGUCACCGGCAAGCUGGAGAGAACGCUGACGGUCCACGAGAAGGACGUGAUCGGCAUCGCCCACCACCCCCACCAGAACCUCAUCAGCACCUACAGUGAGGACGGUCUGCUGAAGCUCUGGAAGCCUUGAGGUGUCGACGGCGAACCGAGAUCGGACGUUCUCGCACAGCGACCGCUCUCCUCGCUCUGGACACUGCUGCCCGUUUUUAUUUUUGCCUUUUUACAUCACUGAGGGAAUCUUUCCCUUCCAGUAACACCACGGGUUUCACACAUUCAGCUGCGUGUUUCGAUAUAAAACUGUUAAAUUAAAAUUACGCAGCUGUGGAAGUUAAAGGUUUUGGAGUGUUUGCACAGAAGAGCCUCAUUUACCAGAAACUGUCCAUCAGAAGUGAUUUUAGUGAAUCUCCCAAAGCAACAUUUCCUUCACUGCUAUGUUAUUAUGAAUUAUGGAUUUAGAAGAAGUGGCACGUUCUUCAAAAUGUGAACCAGGCAUAGGAUUAUUUUAAAAUACUUCUUCCAUAUUCCCACAUUUACAAAAAGCUCAAAUAAUUCCUCCAUAAUUUUAGUUUCAGUUGAAAUAAAUAAAUGAGGUUCUGCUUUCCAGCCUCUGAACCUUUCAGACAGUAACCUCAGAUUAUCUUGAGCUGUCAGGGGGAGGCGGGGUGUAGAUACUAGACUCAGUUCUUGUUUUGAAAAUUCCACUUUUUUGUAAAUAUAUUUUUUAUUUGCAUUUUUUGUUUUUUCAAGAAGACCUGGUUAAAUAGUCGGUGGUUGUUUUGUCUUUUUUCAUCCAGAAUUCUUUUGUAAACCUUUUUGAAAUGAUUUGAGUUCAUUCAACUCGGAGAACCAGAUAAUUCAUUCAGUCUAAUAAGUCGCGGAGACUUUACUUGUACCAUUUCCCAUCAGUAUAUCUCAUCUGUGUCAUUAAAGCUGUUUAACCAGAACA
This is a messenger RNA of Larimichthys crocea (large yellow croaker), 2466 nucleotides long. RefSeq names its product SMU1 DNA replication regulator and spliceosomal factor a (gene smu1a). Bases 109 to 1650 code for a protein of 513 amino acids. Gene Ontology annotation, biological process: mRNA splicing, via spliceosome. Gene Ontology annotation, molecular function: protein binding. The transcript has 12 exons. The record is from RefSeq and is a predicted model, not a curated record. Lineage: Eukaryota; Metazoa; Chordata; Actinopteri; Sciaenidae.